AUAAAGUUUAGUUAUAUAUAAAGUUAUUUGUUUACGUAAUUAUUUUAUGUUUUAUGUACCGGUGAAGGUUAUGAAAUAAGUUUUUUCCCGACUUGGUGUUUAUUGGUUAUGUUUAUAAAGGGAUUUUUACGCGGAAAGUAAAGAAAUUACGUAAACCAUGUCGAGAAUACUGCAUAAUCGCAUCAGAUCAACAGCAUGGUUGCGGAUAGACAAGCGAGCAGUUGCAUUUUCUAUGUGGUCAGAGCGUAGUAUUUUACUUCGCAAGCCCAUAGACACAAGCCAUGUGCAGAAGAGAAGAUACGGUAUGCUUGUAGCAAGAGCACUGCGUGGUGUACUGAAAAUCAGAUAUUUGGUAUUGGGAGGUGCUGUUGGAGGAGGCAUGACACUCAACAAGAAAUACUCAGAAUGGAAAGAUGGCCUCCCGGACAUGGGGUGGCUGAAUGAAUUACUGCCAGACAAUGAGCAAUGGGACAGAUUUACCACCACACUUAUUUCUGCCAAAGACAAGAUUGGUGACAACUUACAGAUAGGUGUCCCACUGACGCUGUCGGUGACCGUAGAUCCGCAGCUGCGCGACGCGGGCCUGCAGCGCGCGCUGCAGCUGCGCGAGUGGCUGGCGCAGCGCUACGACGACGCCGUGGCCGCGGCCGCCGCCGGCAAUGUAGCGCAUAUCGAUUCGUCAACAAAUAUAGUUAACAAUUUGCAGAGCAAGCCACCGCCGCAGAACAACAGAGGCUCCGGGGAUGAUGCGCAUGUAUACGAGAAGCGCGUGCACGCGCUGCAGGAGGAAGUGCUGGCGCUGCAGGCGCGCUACCAGCGGGAGCUGCAGCGCCUGGAGCAGGAGAACCGCGAGCUGCGCCAGCAGAACAUGCUGCUGCGGCAGGGGCGGCAGCCGCCGGCGCGCAAGAUGAAGCGCUCGCUGAUCGACAUGUACUCGGCCGUGCUGGACGAGCUGGCGGGCUGGGAGGCGGGCCCGGGCGAGGCCGACCGCCUGCCGCGCGUCGUGGUGGUGGGCGACCAGUCGGCCGGCAAGACCUCGGUGCUGGAGAUGGUGGCGCAGGCGCGCAUCUUCCCGCGCGGCGCCGGCGAGAUGUGCACCAGGGCGCCCGUCAAGGUCACGCUGUCCGAGGGGCCCUACCACGUGGCGCAGUUCCGGGACUCCGCCAGGGAGUUCGACCUCAACAAGGAAUCCGACUUGGCCGAUUUGAGGAAAGAAGUGGAGAUGCGCAUGCGCAACAGCGUCCGCGGCGGCCGAACCGUGUCCACCGAGGUGAUCUCCAUGUCGGUGAAGGGCCCCGGAAUACACCGAAUGGUUUUGGUCGAUCUUCCUGGUGUUAUUUCCACUCAAACAGUGGACAUGGCGGCGGACACACGAGAUGCAAUAAGACAAAUGUCUAAGCAAUACAUGGAGAAUCCCAACGCCAUCAUUCUUUGCAUACAGGACGGAUCGGUCGACGCGGAGCGCAGCAACGUUACGGACCUGGUGUCGGCCUGCGACCCCCAGGGGAAGAGGACCAUCUUCGUCCUCACCAAGGUGGACUUGGCUGAAGAGAACCUUACGAAUCCCAAUCGGAUCCGGCGCAUCCUGGAGGGCAAGCUGUUCCCCAUGAAGGCGCUGGGCUACUACGCCGUGGUGACGGGCCGCAGCCGCAAGGACGACUCCAUCCAGAGCAUCCGCGAGUACGAGGAGCGCUUCUUCCGCGGCUCGCGCCUGGUGAAGGACGGGCUGGUGACGCCGGCGCAGGUCACGACGCGCAACCUGUCGCUGGCCGUGGCCGACUGCUUCUGGCGCAUGGUGCGCGCCUCGGUGGAGCAGCAGGCCGACGCCUUCAAGGCCAUGCGCUUCAACCUGGAGACGGAGUGGAAGAACACCUUCCCCAGGCAGCGCGAGCUGGACCGCGACGAGCUGUUCGAGCGCGCGCGCGCCGAGCUGCUGGACCAGUCGGCCGAGCUGUCGGCCGUGCCGGCGCCCGCCUGGGAGGCGCGGCUGCAGGCGGCGCUGUGGGCCGCGGCCCAAGACAAGGUGUUCGGCGGCAUCUACCUGCCCGCCGCGGCGCAGGCGCACGACGACGUGGACAAGUUCAACACCUCCGUGGACAUAAAGCUGCGCGAGUGGGCGGAGACGGAGCUGCCGCUGCAGUCCAUCCACGCGGGCCGCGAGGCGCUGCGGGAGGAGUUCAGCGAGCUGAUGGCGAAGGCCUCGGAGACCGACCCGGAGUACGAGCCCGUGAAGAAGGAGGCGAUGGCGGAGGCGCUGCGGAGGCACCGCUGGGAGGAGCGCGCGCAGGACGUGCUGCGCGUGCUGCAGCUGAACGCGCUGCAGGACCGCUGCGUGGCGUCGCGCGCCGACUGGGACGGCGCCGUGCAGCUCAUGGACGCGGCGCUCAAGCAGCGCCUGGCGCAGGUGGACGCCGACCUCCGCGCGCUCACGGGUCCCGGGUUCCGGGAGCGCUGGCUGUACUGGCAGUCCACGUCCGAGGAGCAGCAGCGCCGCGCCGAGGUGCGCAACGAGCUGGAACGCCUGGGCUCCAGCAGGCCCGCGCUGUCCUACGACGAGGUGGUGGCCGUGCGGGACAACCUGCGCCGGAAGGGCUUCGACGUCGACAACGACUACAUCCGGGACACCUGGAAGCCGGUUUAUUUGAAAAAUUUCCUGCAGCGAGCACAAACACGAGCACGGGACUGCAAAAAGAGUUUCUAUCUCUACAGCCAACAAAACGGAAACGGCAAGGAGUGCUGCGAAGUGGUGAUGUUCUGGCGCGUGCAGCAGACGCUGCGCACCACGGCCAACGCGCUGCGGCAGCAGAUCGGCAACCGCGAGGCGGCCAGGCUCGACAGGGAGCUGCGGGAAGUCCUGGACGAGAUGUCUGCGGACCCAGAAUUAAAAAAGAAACUACUAUCGGGCAGAAGAGUAGAAUUAGCCGAAGAACUCAAACGUGUACGACAAGUUCAAGAAAAACUAGAAGAGUUUAUUGAAGCAUUAAACAAAGAGAAAUAGAUAGUAAACCACAGUCGUAUUGUUACUUAUCUACAAUCUGAUACUGAGAAAAAAAUUUACGCUAUAUAUUUGUCGAAUUAUUUUGUCAGCGUGACGCGAACUUGUAAAUGUUUUCGACUGUAUCCGAUCGGUCUUGUGUGUUUGUGUCUUAGGAUGAGAAAGAUUGCUACAUGUUUGAGAUAUGACACAAUUUUACCUAAUGAAAUGCUUUGGCCCUUUCAGGGCGUCGUAAAGGUCAAGUACCGGUGGUCCGAUGACGUCAUCAGCCUGUUAUUUUGAGAUAAAAAAGAUAGCUACUGUUUUAUAUCGUUUAGAUUGCAUGUAUACAGGAUUUUUAAGAUUUUUUUUACCACUAACUUUCAUUUGAGAGAUUAUAAGGUGUCAUCGAUGUACACGUCAUUUUGACACUAUUGCGUUAUGCGAGUGCUGUGACCGCCUCAAGUUUUGCAGCGAGACCCAUAUUCAUUGCUUGGUUUGUGAAGGUCUCCUAAACAAUUUUACGAGGCUAUGAAUAAAUGCUGAUGACGUCAUCGGACUUUGCCCUAUUAAAGCGGUCUCAUGCGCGUUUACCUUAAUGCGUUUAUUAUAAUUUAUUAUUCUAUAUGAACUAGUCUCUACAUGUUGAUGAAACAAUUUUUGUUACAUAUUUUUUCUAGUUUCCAUUUUAGUAGAUCUCGGUAAUUGGUGUUAAAAGUUGUCAUGAAGACAGUAGACCCUUUCAGCAAUAAUUUUGUGGACCCAUUAGAACAAAUGUAAAAUGAAAUAAAUUGUACAGAUACCACAAAAUUUCAUCGAAUCUUUUGUGGAUUUACAUUCUUGUAGAUAGAGAUUUAAAUUUUUUUCAAACAAAACCACAACGCCGAUUGGUAUAAAAAAGUGAACCUGUACAUUGUAGUGUUUAACUUAACCAAAAGUAUUUAUGUAUAGCUACAAAAUGCACUUCACUACGUUGUAUUAUUUUGUUACUAUUUAACUGCUUGAUCUAAGUUAUCUUUUAAUAAAAC
This is a messenger RNA of Hyposmocoma kahamanoa, 4002 nucleotides long. RefSeq names its product dynamin-like 120 kDa protein, mitochondrial (gene Opa1). The transcript has 20 exons. The record is from RefSeq and is a predicted model, not a curated record. Gene Ontology annotation, molecular function: GTP binding; microtubule binding; GTPase activity. Gene Ontology annotation, biological process: mitochondrial fusion. Bases 158 to 2998 code for a protein of 946 amino acids. Gene Ontology annotation, cellular component: microtubule; cytoplasm; mitochondrial membrane. NCBI's taxonomy places the organism in Eukaryota, Metazoa, Arthropoda, Insecta, Lepidoptera, Cosmopterigidae.